This is a messenger RNA of Emiliania huxleyi CCMP1516, 570 nucleotides long. RefSeq lists its product as hypothetical. The annotation marks the transcript as partial. Gene Ontology annotation, molecular function: oxidoreductase activity. NCBI's taxonomy places the organism in Eukaryota, Haptophyta, Isochrysidales, Noelaerhabdaceae. The transcript has a single exon. The record is from RefSeq and is a predicted model, not a curated record.
AUGCUCUCCACGCUGGUCGCCGCGAGCGCAUUCGCGCCAACGCAUGGGCCGCUGCGCGGCUUGCAGCCGCGCGGCCGCGCUUCGGUGGCUCUUCAGGAGACGGGCACCUUCACCUCGGACGGCGCAAAGUCGCAGGUUGGGAACGACGCGUUUCUGAAUGAGGACCUGAUGGGGCGCGCGAUCCGCGGCACGGGCGUCGUGUCCGACAAGAAGCUCAAGAUCGGGGUGGUCGGCGCCGGCCUCGCGGGCAUGGUCGCCGCCAUGGAUCUCGCGGACGCCGGGCACGACGUGGAGAUCUUUGAGCUGCGGCCGUUUGUCGGUGGCAAGGUUUCGAGCUGGAUGGACCGGGACGGCAACCACAUCGAGAUGGGGCUGCACGUCUUCUUCGGCUGCUACUACAACCUGUUCGGCAUCAUGCAGCGCACUGGCUCAUACGACCUCAUGCGCCUCAAGGAGCACACGCACACCUUCAUCAACAGCGGCGGCGGCGUGGGCGCGCUCGACUUUCGCUUCCCUAUCGGCGCUCCGGUCUCCGGGCUGCAGGCGUUCGCGCGCACGGAGCAGCUGGGC